AUGACGCAAGGUGCCACAGCGAAAUGGGAUGCGCGCUACUUGGGCACGGUACCACACGAUACCUCUUACUAUGCCAAGGGCUUUGUUGGCGGCGCUCUGGCGUGUGGCCUUACGCACGCCGCCAUCACCCCGCUCGAUGUAGCAAAGUGCAACAUGCAGGUCAACCCAGCUAAGUACAAGGGCACCUUCUCCGCCUUGCGCAUGAUCGCCGCGGAAGAGGGCUCCGGCCUGAUCUGGAAAGGCCUCGGCCCUACCCUCGUCGGCUACUCCUUCCAAGGGAUGUUCAAGUACGGCCUGUACGAGAUCUUCAAGGAUCAGUACAUGAAUCUUGCUGGCCAGGAGGCUACCGAGAAAUACAAGGGUCUUAUUUGGUGUGCGGGUUCGGCGUCGGCCGAGGUUAUCGCAGACAUCGCACUCUGUCCGUUCGAGAUGGCCAAGGUCAAGAUUCAGACGAGUCCGUCGGGGACAUUCCCCGUCGGAUUUGGGCCCGCUAUGGCGCAAAUGAAGGCGCUCAAGGCGGAGACGCGCUUCCCCUUUGGGUCGCUUGUGCCACUGUGGUCGCGCCAGAUCCCGUACACGAUGGCCAAGUUCUACUUCUUCGAGAAGAUCGUCCAGAUGUUCUACACGCACGUCUUCACCGCCCCGAAAGACACCUACAACCAGCCCACCCAGCUCGGCAUCACCUUCGCCUCGGGAUACAUUGCCGGCGUCGUCUGCGCUCUCGUCUCGCACCCUGCUGACUCACUUGUCUCUCAAAUGGGAAAGACAGACAACAAGGGCAAGGGCGUAAGCCAAAUUGUGUCGGAAGUUGGCUUCGGAAACCUUGCCACGAAGGGGUUGGGGACGCGUGUGGUCAUGAUUGGCACGCUAACUGGCUUCCAGUGGUGGAUCUUCGACUCGUUCAAGAUGGCCAUGGGCAUGGGGACGACCGGCGGCAAAUGA
This is a messenger RNA of Peniophora sp. CBMAI 1063, 942 nucleotides long. The record is from the annotation of a GenBank genome assembly. NCBI's taxonomy places the organism in Eukaryota, Fungi, Basidiomycota, Agaricomycetes, Russulales, Peniophoraceae.